AUGACGACCCAUCCCUCCUCCACCUGGAAUAUCGCAGGAUAUCGAUCCUCAUCUUCAUCACGACCUGCUUCGCCUGAUUCCACUAAACGCAAGCAACGACGUGAUUCUACUGCCCCACUUAUGCAUACACCACCCAUAACAACAUUAUCAUCGCCUUCUUCUCAUCAUCCUAAUAUCAACAACGACGUGCAUUCCUCUGGGCUACAUCGUCGACGCCAUAACAACUCAAAAGACCAAGACGACGACAACAACGACGAUGACGAUGAUGAUGAUGAAUCCGAGACCGAGACUGAGACUGAGGAUGACGACGACGACGAAGAUGAUGAUGGUGGAGGAUCGGAUACUGGAUCAAGUGAUAAGGGUGACACAUCAACGCUAUUACAACAAACAGACAAUGAUAUCCGGAUCAGUGGCCUAGGCAAGGUGGAUCCUUGGCGACAAACAUUCAUGCUUGAUGAAGAGGUUCAGAUUAUUGUGGAAGGAUACCGAAAUGAUGGAUUCCAUUACAUGCUCUAUCGAUUACUUUGUAUCUUGUCCUUUGGUAUCGUAUGGCUUAUUUGUCGAUGGAUGCCACAAUGGUGGAUCGCAUGGGUUGGCAGGAAGACCUCCUUGGCCAAUGCGCAGUGGCUUGUAUUUGUGAAUGAAUAUGGAGAACGAGAUAUUAUCCGCCCGCAGCAUGAAUUCUAUGGUGGCACCAUUGGGUCGGUGUUUUCUUUGGAUCAAAUGAAAGAGGAGCUACGAUGUGAUCCAAGUCAAAGUCGACGCUUGUUGGAUAUGGAUGAUAGAAUCACUCAUCUCGUCCUCGUGGAAUAUCGCUAUGUGAGACUCGCUUUUCAUCCUAUCAUGCGCCAAUUCUUGACCAUUGGUUACUGGAAGGAUUCGUCUUGGACAUCAAUCAAGAGUAUCAAAUGCGGCCUCAAUAGUGAAAAAUAUCAACAACGCUUUUGCGCUUUCGGCCCGAAUCUUAUCAACAUACGUGAAAAGCCCAUUGGCAAGUUGCUGCGAGACGAGGUGCUCAAUCCAUUUUACGUAUUCCAGAUUGGCAGCAUUAUUCUGUGGAGUAUGGAUGAUUACUACUAUUACGCAUUUUGCAUCUUUUUGAUCAGCGCGUUUAGUAUUAUCACCACCCUUAUCGAGACAAAGCAGACCAUGAAACGCAUGAGAGAAAUGUCAAGAUUCGAAUGCAGCGUACGCACUUGUAGAAAUGGGGCAUGGCGAACAAUUAGCUCAACAGAGCUCGUACCUGGUGAUUACAUCGACAUUGCCAAUCUGCACACUGUACCAUGUGACGCUGUUCUUGUUUCAGGCGAUUGCAUUUUGAAUGAAUCCAUGCUUACAGGCGAAUCAGUGCCAGUAUCCAAGAUGCCUGUCACCGACGCUGUUUUACGCAAGAUGAACUUGUCAACAGCCACUAUACCAGCAGAGAUUUCCAAACACUUUUUAUUUAUGGGCACAAAGGUGGUGCGUGUUCGUUCUGGUAACAACAUUACGCCUGCUACUGCUAUGGUGGUGCGCACAGGAUUCAAUUCGGCAAAGGGCGCGCUUGUGAGAAGCAUGCUAUUCCCCAAGCCCAACAAUUUCAAGUUUUAUCGUGAUUCUUUUCGUUUCAUUGGUGUAUUAUCGAUUAUUGCUAUUUUCGGUUUCUUGCUUUCAUCGGUCAACUUUAUCCGACUUGGCAUUGAUACGACCACCAUGGUACUUCGUGCACUUGAUUUGAUCACCAUCGUUGUGCCACCUGCACUACCAGCAACCAUGUCUAUUGGUACAAGCUUUGCUAUUGGACGAUUGAAAAAGCUGGGUAUCUUUUGCAUCUCUCCUCCACGCGUCAAUAUUGGUGGCAAGGUGGAUUGCAUGUGUUUUGACAAAACGGGUACUUUGACUGAGGAUGGUCUUGAUAUUCAUGGUAUUCGCCCCAUCUACACGGGUGCUGAUGAUCAAAAGCGAUUCGAUCAAGAAAUGGUGUCGAUCGAAGGUGCCAAUCCGGAUGAUGAUGAGGAUGCCACAACGACCGCAAAGAUUUUACGUACCAUGACAACAUGCCAUUCACUCAAGAUCGUCGAUGGUGAGCUUAUUGGUGAUCCUCUUGACCUCAAGAUGUUUGAAUACACACGAUGGGAAUUGGAAGAAAGUGGUGGUGCAUCAUCGACGGGCUUGAAAAUGAGAAGCGAACUUGCUGCCAUUGCUGCCAAAAAGAGUGCCAAAACCGGGAUCAUGCCUACCGUCGUGCGACCUCCUGGUGGAAGACAAGAAUUGCCAUUGAAUUUACCACAAGAAGGAGGAGCACCACCCCCUGUUGAAUUUGGUAUCAUUCACUCCUUUGAAUUCGUAUCAGCUUUACGUCGUAUGAGUGUCAUUGUUCGUCGUUUGGCCAAACCAUGCAUGGAGGUCUUUGUCAAAGGUGCCCCCGAGGUCAUGGCAGACAUCUGUACUCCUGAAUCUUUCCCUGUGAAUUAUCAAGAGGUGCUCUAUUGGUAUACUCAUCGAGGUUAUCGUGUUAUUGCUUGUGCUACAAGACAACUUGAUGGCGUCAAAUGGCAUAAGCUGCACAAACUCAAAAGACAUGAAGUUGAAUGCAACCUCACCUUUCUUGGAUUCAUUGUUUUCGAGAACAAGCUCAAAGCACGCACUAUUCCUUCUCUAAAGACACUUCAUAAUGCAGGCAUUCGACAAAUCAUGUGCACUGGUGACAAUGUGCUCACGGCUGUUAGUGUUUCGCGUGAAUGUGGACUCGUGGAUUAUGGUGCGGAGAUCUACGUUCCUCGGUUUUUGAGCGGCUCUUCAACCGAUCCACAAUCAAAAUUGACUUGGGAAAGCGUUCUGAAUGAAGGGCAUACGCUGUAUAGCGACACUUUGGAGCAACAUCGGCCUGACGCAUAUGGCAAGCCCUAUUAUUUGGCUGUCACUGGUGAAGCAUUCCGAUGGAUGGUUGACAAUGCACCCACCGAACUUCUUUAUCGCAUGCUGGUCAAGGGUGUGAUUUACGCUCGCAUGUCGCCUGAUGAAAAGCAAGAACUUGUGGUGGAGCUUCAAAACAUUGGCUAUUGUGUCGGCUUUUGUGGUGAUGGUGCCAAUGAUUGUGGUGCACUCAAGGCUGGUGAUAUUGGUAUUUCUCUUUCGGAAGCAGAAGCAUCUGUGGCAGCACCCUUUACAAGCAACACAAUGGAUAUUGCCUGUGUCAUUGAUGUGAUCAAGGAGGGUCGUGCUGCAUUGGUGACAAGCUUUAGUUGUUUCAAGUACAUGGCAUUGUACAGCAUUAUCCAAUUCACAUCGGUCACGUUAUUAUAUGCAUUUGGCAGCAACCUGGGCGAUUUUCAGUUUUUGUACAUUGAUCUGUUUUUGAUCCUUCCCAUCGCCGUGUACAUGGGGUAUACGGGAGCUUGGCCCUUUUUGGCGCGAAAACGACCCACAGCCAGCCUGGUAUCUAAAAAGGUGUUGACUUCACUUAUUGGUCAAAUCAUCAUCACAUCCGGUUUCCAAUUGAUCGCCUAUUGGGCUACCCAUAGGCAAGACUGGUAUGUUGAACCUGAAUUUGAUCCCGAUGGCGAAAACAUAAAGUGCUACGAGAACACGGUGCUCUUUUUAUUAUCCAGCUUCCAAUAUAUCCUUGUGGCCGUUGUCUUUAGCGUGGGACCACCCUAUCGCAAACCGCUUUGGACGAAUGGUCGACUACUACUCACACUGGCAGUGUUGGUGACGCUGACGGUAUGGUGCGUCAUAUACCCUUCGAAUUGGGCACUUGAGUGGUUGGAACUGGAGGUGAUUCCCUUUGGAUUCCGCGUAUUCCUGGUUACUUUGGCAGCGGCCAAUCUUGUUAUCAGCUACAUUUGCGAAAAGUAUUUCUUUUUACACCUCGCCGGCUGGCUGGCAAGCACAUUCAAGAGUUUAAAAGGUCGAGCUCAACCUGGUUACGCCCCAUUAUCCAAACCCCACAAAAAGAUAUACAAGCGUGUGAUGCAAGAGAUGGGUAUUGUAGAUUUAUGA
This is a messenger RNA of Lichtheimia ornata, 3981 nucleotides long. RefSeq lists its product as uncharacterized. The transcript has 15 exons. Gene Ontology annotation, cellular component: membrane. The coding region runs from base 1 to 3981 and encodes 1326 amino acids. Gene Ontology annotation, biological process: intracellular calcium ion homeostasis. Gene Ontology annotation, molecular function: ATP binding; P-type ion transporter activity; ATP hydrolysis activity. NCBI's taxonomy places the organism in Eukaryota, Fungi, Mucoromycota, Mucoromycetes, Mucorales, Lichtheimiaceae. The record is from RefSeq and is a predicted model, not a curated record.